Molecule: messenger RNA, 804 nt
Organism: Rhinocladiella mackenziei CBS 650.93
Lineage: Eukaryota; Fungi; Ascomycota; Eurotiomycetes; Chaetothyriales; Herpotrichiellaceae
Exons: 1
Coding region: 1-804 (267 amino acids)
Biological process (GO): glutathione metabolic process
Molecular function (GO): glutathione transferase activity
Source: RefSeq, a predicted model, not a curated record
AUGUCUACAUCCACGCGCUCCUCCAAACGCCAGAAAGCAGGCGACCACGAAAAGGAGUACCGCCUCCUCUACUGGGCCGGCCUCCCCGGACGCGGUGAACACAUCCGCCUCGCUUUCGAAGCCACGGGGACCCCCUACGUUGACGUCUCCAACAGCACGUCUGCAGGCGUCGAUCCCGUCCUCGCUCAAAUCAGCGACAAAUACUACGGCGAUGAACAUAACCCACCCGCCUUUGCCCCGCCCCUGCUCCAACACGGCCCCGACAUUACCAUCGCCCAAACGCCCAAUAUCCUGAUGUACCUGGGCCCGCGCCUCGGUCUAGUGCCUAACACUGACGAUGAUCCCCUGGGUAUAUACCAUGUCAAUUCCCUCACGUUGACGGCGCUCGAUGGCCUCUCCAAUGAGCCGCACGACGUGCACCACCCGAUUGCCUCAGGGAAAUAUUACGAAGAACAAAAGGCCGAAGCUCUCAAAAAAGCCGAAGACUAUCGGACGGUCCGCCUGCCUAAAUUUCUGGGGUAUUUUGAACGAGUGUUGAGGGGGAAAGCGAGCGGUGGCGAGUGGUUAUACGGUGGGAAAUUGACGUAUGCGGAUCUCGUACUGUUUCAGACGCUGGAUGGCGUGAUGCAUGCGUUUCCGAAAUGUAUGGGGCGGAUUCGGGAGGAGGGAAAAUACGAGAAGGUGUUUGCGUUGUAUGAGAGAGUCAAGGGACUAGAGAGGAUCCAGAAGUAUCUGGGCAGCAAGAGGCGAUUGAAGUAUGGCAUGGGCAUUUAUCGACAUUACCCCGAGUUGGAUGAGGCUUGA